CUGUAAGGACCAAAAUUAGUGUUUACACUUAUGUCACAGAUUUUUAUGAUUCUCUGUAUACAAACUACAUAACCAAUAUACUUUACAACUGCAACUUUAGAAAUUGGUUUUUGUCUUUGUUACCAUGGAAAUGGAGUCCAUUUUGUUUUGGGGUUUUUUUUCCAAUGAAAAUUCUAAAAUUUACCCUUAAAACCCCUACUUAUUUCCCCAAAAUGCUGACAUAAAAUGAUGCAGACAAUUAUCACAUAUUAAAGCUGUUCUCUUUACCUUUCUAAAAAUAUAUCACUCAGUUGGCUGACAAUAUUGUAAAUAUGCAUAUUUUUUAUUGGAGAAGGGGGUGUUUCUGACAUCUGAAAGAAAACCAAAUUAUACCAAAAUUGAUUGAAGUAUUUAUAAAAUUUCCAAGAUAGUUUAUAGAUAAUUUUGCCAUAAUCUUAAAGAUAAAACCCCCAUUUAAAAAUACAAAAGAAUCCAGGUAUGUGUUUUUUGAUUUAAGAAAAAAAAUGUGGAUUGAAAUCUAUAAAAAAAUCAACUAUGUCUAUCUGGAUUAUCUCCCCUUAUGAUUCUUCUUCAUUGAAAACAUAAAGGGACAACAGGAAGUUUAAAGUUUUAUGCCAAAAUAUAGUGCAGACGACAUGUAGAAACUUAUUUAAACAUCAAAUAAUAGUGAAAAUAAGAUAUUUGAGCUAGAUACUACACAUACUAUGGAGUGCAGUUUCUUUCCAAAGUUUGUGGAAUGUGAUGAACUCAUUCAACCUCUUCCAAAACACAGUGCAGACCAAAUAUUUAUUAUUUUGUCAGAGAAUGGUUUGAAACCAUCACUAGCACUUUCACAUCAUUAUUCUAUUUGUACCAGCCAUUUAAAUUAUUUUUUGAAAAACAAUUCAAAAUGUGCACGCCGUAGAUUGUGGCAGAUUCCCCGUUUGUUAAGUGCUCAUCCAGAUAUUGACCACACCCAGGAUUCUGGACUACAGUCACUACCACACAGAACAAGCCUUAAGCUAGCCAGUAGAGGAUUAAAGGAAAAGGAUGUUCUUCAUCUGAUUAACCAGAAAGGAACUUCUCUACCAGUCAAUACACCAUGUUGUACUUUGUGUCUGAAGAACAUAAGAAUAUAUGCCAAUGAUGUAGAACUUGAAGAAGUAAAUGAGGUGGAUGAACCAGUUAAAUGUAUGAUCAAUUCAGCAGUUCAGACAGAGUUUGAGUAUACUGAUUACUCAGAAGUUAUUUAUGAGAGAAUGGAAUACGAAAGCGAUAAAUUGAGAUACCUUUUUGUAGCUCCUGCUGUGUUGAUUACGAUUUUGUUAAAACGUCCUGUAUAG
This is a messenger RNA of Mytilus trossulus (common blue mussel), 1322 nucleotides long. RefSeq lists its product as uncharacterized. The record is from RefSeq and is a predicted model, not a curated record. Lineage: Eukaryota; Metazoa; Mollusca; Bivalvia; Mytilida; Mytilidae. Bases 705 to 1322 code for a protein of 205 amino acids. The transcript has 4 exons.